UUCAGGAGGAAGGAGUUCUGGUUCAAUGUAUGGAUGCCUGUUUUGGACUAAACAGGAAAAAAACCCAAGGGCAGCAACUGACUGACCCAAAUCAUACCAAUGUUUAUUUUGCUGAUCAAGAUGAUGUGGAUAAUUUUGUUGCACAAUACCAUGAAGAUUGUCAAAAUACUGAGCCGGAAUGUAGCAGGUUUCAUGCCGGGGAAGUGUUGCCAGCAUUGCGUUCCAAAGGAAAGAACAAAUUGUUUGAUGAAAAAGGAGUUUUUGGAUCUGUUUGUCGCCAUGACUUCCCACUAUCUUUUCAUAAUAUCAAACAUGGUGAAAGAAUUUCCUACUCAGUGUAUGAGCUCAAGCAGACUUGCCAGCUUCUAAACAAAAAACCACUUAUCAAGGUUGUCAUCAUGUAUGAUAUUGCUUGUAUUUUGUCAACGCAUUUGAAGAAAAAUGCAAUAAAGUUUCCCAACGAGUGGCCAUUACUGGAAAAAUUCACCUUUGCAAUUCCUAUAUUCCAUUGUUAUGGACAUAAAGCAUCAUGCCAGAUCCAGUAUUCUCCCAGAAGGACAGAAGGCGUUGGACUUACUGAUGGUGAGGGGACAGAGAGGCUAUGGUCAUUUUUAAGGGACUUCUCKAGGAUAACUAAAGAGAUGUCUCCUGAAAAAAGAAUCGAUACCCUGACUGAUGGUCUCCUCCAUUAUGGCUGUCUUCUUAGGAAGAAAUAUGGUCCAGCUUUAAAUCACAAACUUCUAAGAGCAAUGGAUUUACAUCAGAUAUUAUCAGAUGACCUUGAUAAAGCUAUGAAAUCUUUUCCAAUAAAGUGUGAUGAAACUGUCAUUGAAGAGUGGAUUUCUUCAGAGAAAGUACAGGACAACUCAAAAAAAUUUGAGCUUCUUUGGGAUGAAAAAUAUGUUGACUUGCUGUCACAGAAUGUGUCAUUGAGGGGUGGAGAUCAGCAAGUUUCUAGAACAGAAGAGAAUGAAUCAUUGAAAAAGAAAAGGGAAAGAAUAGAGAAGUCACUGGCAGCUCUUGAGAAGAAACAUGGUAUUAGAAAGCGAUGGAGUGUAAAUGGCGAAGCUUUUUCCAGUUCAAGAAAACGACUUUUGAAAAAGCAAGAAGAGAAACUUCUCAGUGGUCUACACAGACUGGCAGYAGAGAGGACAUUCCUACUUGAAAUGAAAAGAAAAUAUGCAGAUGGACAGAUGAUUGCCAUUAAACUGUCAGGCCAGAUUGACAAGGUGGUUAAAAGUAUGAACAAGGGAUUGGAUGAGGUAAAUGUGUUAAGAAGAAGUAGUGCUUCCAUCAAUUUGCUGACYUUUGAUGACAUCAAAGAGCCUACUGGUACCCUAUACAGUUCCUUUGAAGAUCAGGUUUCAGCUGUUCCAGAAUCAAAGAAGAGGCCUCUUAUAGAGUUAUUCUUGCUUUGCAAACGAUGCAAGGAGGAAGCAAAUUUGGUAAAAGAAGAAAUGCGUCGGCUUGAAGAAUUUUACUCAAGGGAAAUCCAAACCYUGAGUGAUUUACAUCUUCAGCAAGAUGAUAGUAUAACGGGGAAGGRUUUUAGUUGUCUUCUUCAAAGACGAAKGGCUAUAUUAURUAAUGAAAUCCUCGCACUUGCAAGCCAUUGGAAGGGGUGUUACACAUUCCAAUGUUUAGAUUUAGGGAAAAUAUUGAAAUCAUCUGUAAAAUAUGAAGGCAGUGAACCUUGUACAGUCAGCGAGGAAGUAACAGAAGAUGAGCCUUACUCAUUUGAUAAACCUCAAGAUGAUCCUUGCAAUGGAGACGACGAGAAUAGUAAUGAAUAA
Molecule: messenger RNA, 1793 nt
Organism: Exaiptasia diaphana
Lineage: Eukaryota; Metazoa; Cnidaria; Anthozoa; Actiniaria; Aiptasiidae
Exons: 11
Coding region: 30-1793 (587 amino acids)
Source: RefSeq, a predicted model, not a curated record